CGUAACACACACACAUAUACACACACACACACACGCAUAUACACACACACACACACUUGCAGAACGCGGUACAGUUUAAAGGACUUUGGUAACGGGAUCCUUCCGUGACGUGUUUACUAUUAGUGUUAAUUAAUAUUGUCGUUAAUUGAUAAGGAAAAAGUUCCUGUUAUUUUUUUUCGCGUGCCGGUUUGUUUUCGUUCUUCGAGUUUUGACAGCGCGAGACGCGUUUUUGUUUAUUUAUUUAUUUAUUUGCGGCUCCCAGGACUCCUUAAAGCCAUGUCAGAAACGGCGGCGGCUCCGGCAGCGGCGAAAGCCAAGAAGGCGAAAUCGACGAAGAAGGCGACGUCGCACCCGAAAUACUCGGACAUGAUCCAGGCAGCCGUGGUGGCGGACAAAAGUCGCGGCGGCGCCUCACGUCAGUCCAUCCAGAAGUACGUGAAGAGCCACUACAAAGUGGGCGACAAUGCCGACGCGCAGAUUAAACUGGCCCUCAAGAGGCUCGUCGCCACCGGGUUCCUGCGCCACACCAAGGGCAUCGGAGCCUCAGGCUCGUUCAAGCUCGCCAAAGCCGAGGAGCCCACGACGAAGACGACGAUCACGAAGAGGAAGAAGAAGCCCGCGUCCACUGCGGCGAAGAAGAAACCCAAAGCUGCCGUGAAAGCCAAGAAGCCCAAAGCCGCAGCCGCCAAGCCCAAGAAAGCUCUCAAGCCCAAAAAAGUGGCCGCUAAGUCUCCGGCCAAGGCGAAGAAGACCAAAGCAGCCGCCAGCGACAAGAAAGUGAUCAAAAAGGCGGCGGUGAAGAAGAAGACGUCUCCCGUGAAGGUCAAGAAGGCGGUGAAGAAACCGAAAACCGCCGCCAAACCGAAGAAGGUGAAGACAGCGGCGAAGACUAAAGCCAAGACUGCGAGCAAGAAGACAGCCAAGAAGAAGUGACUUUAACUACAAAGUUAGCUUAAUGACACGGACUCAGUAAAAACACACCUGUAAAUAGACUUUUUUUGAGGAUUUGUUUCUUUGUUAUAUUAUUGUUGUUAUUAUUAUUAUUAUUAUUAUUAUUAUUAUAGGUCUUUGUUCGGACCCUGACCGUUUUUACACUUCCUGCCGUCUCACCUAUUGCACUAUAUUGGACUUGAUGGAAAGGAAAUAAAAACUACACUCAAAUACUUCUUUUAAUUUUUUUUUAAAUAAAUGACUGUUGUUAUUUAUUUUGGAGCUUUUAGCCUUAGCCUGUAUACAAACUUUUGUUUUCUUCUUGACGCCGAAGCAUCAGAUGAAGAAGAUGAAGGUCUCGGUCUUUAAUCAUCAUGUUAGUCAGGUUGUUGUAAACUGCAUUAGUAUUUAAGUGUAAUAACUUGUUCAUACGCGUUUAUACUUUACAACAAUAAACUUUUUCUCCUCUUUUAAA
Molecule: messenger RNA, 1405 nt
Organism: Hemibagrus wyckioides
Lineage: Eukaryota; Metazoa; Chordata; Actinopteri; Siluriformes; Bagridae
Product: histone H1.0
Exons: 1
Coding region: 277-933 (218 amino acids)
Biological process (GO): negative regulation of DNA recombination; nucleosome assembly; chromosome condensation
Cellular component (GO): nucleus; nucleosome
Molecular function (GO): nucleosomal DNA binding; double-stranded DNA binding; structural constituent of chromatin
Source: RefSeq, a predicted model, not a curated record